Messenger RNA from Aspergillus campestris IBT 28561, 1263 nucleotides. Its product is annotated as GTPase-activating protein RNA1. The record is from RefSeq and is a predicted model, not a curated record. NCBI's taxonomy places the organism in Eukaryota, Fungi, Ascomycota, Eurotiomycetes, Eurotiales, Aspergillaceae. The coding region runs from base 1 to 1263 and encodes 420 amino acids. Gene Ontology annotation, molecular function: GTPase activator activity; small GTPase binding. Gene Ontology annotation, biological process: activation of GTPase activity; nucleocytoplasmic transport. Gene Ontology annotation, cellular component: perinuclear region of cytoplasm; nucleus; cytosol. The transcript has a single exon.
AUGGCCCCUCCAAAGGUUUUUUCGCUCGAAGGCAAGGGCCUCAAGCUGGACACCGCUGAGGAUACCGAAGCCCAUAUCAAGCCCUUGCUGGAGAGCACCGAUUUCACCGAGGUCCGGCUGGGCGGAAACACCCUGGGUGUGCCCGCCUGUCAGCGCCUGGCCGCCGCCCUCUCGACCCAGAAGACCCUCGAGGUCGCCGAACUCGCCGACAUCUUCACCGCGCGUCUCAUCGAAGAGAUCCCCGCUGCCCUCUCCCACCUCCUCGACGCCCUCCUGGAGAUCUUCACCGUGCACACCGUCAACCUCUCCGACAAUGCCUUCGGCAAGCGCACCCAGGACCCCCUCAUCAAGUUCCUGUCGCAGCACGUGCCCCUCCGCCACCUGAUCCUGAACAACAACGGCAUGGGCCCCGAUGCUGGUGCCAACAUCGCCAAUGCGCUCUCCGACCUGGCGGCGCGCAAGGAGGAGGCCCGCAAGGGUGGCAACACCGUGCCCCACCUCGAGAGCAUCGUCUGCGGGCGCAAUCGGCUGGAGAACGGCAGCAUGGCGGCGUGGGCCCGCGCCUACGAGGUCCACGCGCGCGGCAUGCGCUCGGUGAAGAUGACUCAGAAUGGUAUCCGUCAGGAGGGUAUCUCGCUGCUGCUGAGGGAGGGUCUCCGCCACGCUAGCGGGCUCGAGGUUCUCGAUCUGCAGGACAACACCUUCACCGUGACGGGGUCGACUGCGCUGGCUAGUGUGCUGCCUGGCUGGCCCUGGCUGCGGGAGCUCGGUGUCGGCGACUGUCUGCUGGGUGCCCGCGGUGGCGUCAAGGUCGCGCAGGCCCUGGCCGAGGGCAAGAACCAGCGGGUAGAGACGCUGCGUUUGCAGUAUAACGACAUCACGGCGGAGGGCGUCAAGCAGUUCCUCCACGCGACCAAGACGGCACUUCCCGCGCUGCGCCGCAUCGAGCUCAACGGCAAUAAAUUCGAGGAGGAUGACAACAACGUGACGGAUCUGCAGGAGGUUCUGGAGGCCCGCAAGGACGAGCACGGCCACGACAGCGAUCCGGAGGACAUGUGGGGCUUGGACGAGCUGGACGAGUUGGAAGAGGAGAGCGAGGAGGAGGAGGAGGAAGAAGAGGAGGAGGAGGAGGAGGAGGAAGAGGAGGCUAAGGCCGAGAAGGAAGUCAAGAUCGCGGAGGAGGCCGAAGAGGCAAAGGUCGCGCAGCGGGAAGACAAUGAUGUCGACAAGCUGGCCGAGACCUUCGGCAAGACCACGAUCUAG